Menidia menidia (Atlantic silverside) is the source of this 4010-nucleotide messenger RNA. The record is from the annotation of a GenBank genome assembly. NCBI's taxonomy places the organism in Eukaryota, Metazoa, Chordata, Actinopteri, Atheriniformes, Atherinopsidae.
GCCACGUUUUUGCGCGUGCGCAGUGUCCUCACGAUUGUGUUCCGGGGUUGGCCAGUGUACACAUAGUUAAAAGUCAUAUGUGUAUUUUCCUUGAUUCCGUUUUUAUGUUAUUUUUCAUACGGGCCACAGCGACAGGCAUAAGGCUUUCCUUUUCUGAAUAAAGUGACGUUUCAAAUACUCCACAGAGAAGACGUCUAUUAGGAUGAACUUCAUCAGAGGAGUGAUGGGAGGGCAGGCUCCCGGGCCGCAGCCGUCAGGAGCGGAGACGAUCCAAAAGUUGUGUGACCGAGUGGCCUCUUCGACGCUCCUUGAGGACCGCAGAGAUGCUGUCCGGGCUCUUAAAUCCCUCUCAAAGAAAUACCGUAUGGAAGUGGGCACACAAGCGAUGGAUCACUUGAUUAACAUACUCCAGACUGACAGAUCGGAUUCUGAAAUCCUCGGAUAUGCUUUAGACACACUUUACAACAUCAUCUGCAACGAUGAGGAGGAAGAACAAGAUGAGAAUGCCCAGAAGCAGUCAGAUGACCUUGGUGCACAAUUUACAGAGAAGUUCAUCCAGGAUUCUGAGCAUAUAACCCUGCUCCUCACCCUGCUGGAGGAGUUUGACUUCCACGUCCGCUGGCCCGGGGUUAAGUUGCUGACUGCUCUCCUGAAGAACCAGGGUGUCCAGGUGCAGGGGAUCAUUCUUGUCAGCCCGAUGGGGGUUUCCAGAUUGAUGGACCUGUUAGCAGACUCCAGAGAAGUAAUACGCAAUGAUGGCUUGCUGUUGCUUCAGCAGCUAACCAAAGGCAAUGCAGCCAUUCAGAAAAUUGUGGCAUUUGAGAAUGCAUUUGAACGACUCCUGGAUAUCAUCACAGAGGAGGGCAGCAGCGAUGGAGGUAUUGUGGUGGAGGACUGUUUGCUGCUGCUUCUCAACUUGUUAAAGAACAACAGCUCCAAUCAGAACUUCUUCAAAGAGGGCUCUUACAUUCAGAGGAUGAAGCCCUGGUUUGAGGUUGGCGAUGACAACUCGGGCUGGUCAGCACAGAAGGUCACAAACCUUCACCUGAUGCUUCAGCUGGUGCGAGUGAUGGUGUCACCGGUGAACUCACCCGGAACCACAACCAGCUGUCAGAAGUGCAUGUACCAGUGUGGCCUGUUGCAGCAGCUGUGCACCAUCCUCAUGGCCACCGGUGUGCCAGCGGACAUCCUCACCGAGACUAUAAAUACAGUUUCAGAGGUCAUCAGGGGGUCACAGGUCAAUCAGGACUAUUUUGCUUCUGUCAACGCCCCUUCAAACCCACCGAGACCGGCCAUCGUGGUGCUGCUCAUGUCUAUGGUCAAUGAGAGGCAGCCGUUCGUGCUUCGCUGUGCUGUCCUUUACUGUUUCCAGUGUUUCCUCUACAAAAACCAGAAGGGCCAGGGGGAGAUAGUGGCUACUCUGCUGCCCUCCACCAUUGAUGCCAAUUCCAUCUCAGCAGGGCAGCUGCUGUGUGGCGGCCUGUUCUCUGCCGACUCUCUUUCCAACUGGUGUGCUGCCGUGGCCUUGGCUCACGCCCUUCAGGACAACCUGACCCAGAAAGAGCAGCUGCUGAGGGUGCAGCUGGCCACCAGCCUGGGCAAACCCCCCGUCUCCCUGCUGCAGCAGUGCACCAACAUCCUGUCCCAGGGUGAUAAGAUCGUCCGGCGGGGCAGUAAAGUACAGACCAGGGUGGGCCUCCUCAUGCUGCUGUGUACGUGGAUCAGCAACUGUCCCAUCGCUGUCACGCACUUCCUUCACAACCAGGAUAAUGUUCCCUUUCUGACCGCUCAGAUCUCGGAGAACCUGGGGGAAGAUGAAAGACUGGUGCAGGGUCUUUGCGCGCUGCUGCUCGGCAUCUGCAUCUACUAUAACGACAACUCGCUGGAAAACUACACCAAAGAGAAACUAAAGCAGCUGAUUGAGAAACGCAUCGGAAAAGAGAACUUUGUGGAAAAGCUUGGCUUCAUCACCAAACAUGAGCUGUAUUCGCGGGCGGCCCUGAAGCCCCAGCCUGUCUUCCCGUCCCCGGAGCAGAUGCUUUUCGACCACGAGUUCACCAAGCUGGUCAAAGAGCUGGAGGGUCAGCACAGGCUCUGUGAUGGUGUGAUAACUAAGGCAGUUCACAAGUCCAGUGAGGAGGACAAGAAGGAGGAGGAGGUGAAGAAGACUUUAGAGCAGCAUGACAACAUUGUAACUCAGUACAAAGAGCUGAUCAGAGAACAGGAUGCUCAGAUCCAGGAGCUGAAAGAGCAGGUAGCAUCUAUGAGCUCUCAGAAUGAACAGAUGCAGACUACCAUCACCCAGCAGCUGUCCCAGAUCCAGCAGCACAAGGACCAAUACAACAUCCUCAAACUGAAGCUAGGGAAGGAGAACCAGACUCAGUCCAACAGCCAGGGAGAUGGCUCUCAGGUCAACGGUCUGCAGACUGAGGAGCUUUCCCAGCUCCGAGAAGAGCUGGAGGAGCUCCGCAGGCAACACACGCUUCUUCAGACACAAGUCGGUGAAAAAGACGUGCUCAUCAACACCCUGAGGUCAUCACCACAGAUGGCAGAGGGUCCAUCAGCAGGAUCAGACAACACAGAGCUGCUCCAGGAACUGGAGGUUUUAAAGAGUCAGGUUCAGUCCCAGUCAUCGGAAAUCAGCCAGCUUAAGGCUGAGCGACAGGAGCUUCUCAAAAGAGCCGAAGCCAGGUCUGCUGACACAGUUCCCACCAGCGACAGCUCGUCAGAUGCCAGUAAGAUGGCCGAUCUUGAGAGCAGACUAACUGCACAGACAUCCGAAAAGGAGAAACUGGAGGAGAGCCGAGCACAGCUGGAGCAGCAGCUGGAUUCAGCCAAGAGCACGGUUGCCAUCCUGCAGACGGAGAAGGAAAAGCUACAGACUGAGGUCCAAGAGUCCAAGAAGGAGCAGGACGACCUGCUCAUGCUGCUGGCAGAUCAGGACCAGAAGAUCCACAGCCUCAAAAAGAGACUCAAAGACCUGGGACAGACGGUGGAGGAUGAGGAUGACCUCGAUGCCAGGGACCAGACGUCCGACGAUGACGACGAGGAUGAAGAUGAGGGCUAGAGAAGAAACGCUUGGAAAGAAGACGGAGAGAUGUGACUUUGUCUGCCAGGAGGCGAGAAAAGACUCUGCAGGAACACACCUGAGAACCUGAAAAAGAGGACAGAUCAUAAGUCAAAGCUGUUUCUCCUCCCAGCUGCCGCGUGUCUUCAUUUUGCUUUAGCCCGUCACAUCACAUGUGCACGUUUAGUUUUUGAGCCGUUUUUUUUUUUUUUUUCCUUGUUCAGGUUCCACUUUUCAGUUUUUCCCCCCUUUCAGCAACAGCUAAGAGGUUCCACCUCGUCUGCACAUUCAUCUCUGCCAUGUUCCCUGUCAGAUUGUGAUGGAUUUUACCAGUCCUGUGUUCAUUGUGGUGUGUUGUCAUAUAGUUUGUAAUUAAAGAAAAAAGUAAAAUUGGCUCUUUUUAACACCCAAGUCAUCUGGAGAAUGUUGAGGAGGGACCGUAAAAAGUAGCGGGAAUCCGCUCUGAUCAGAGACGAGGACGUCGACGUGCUUUUUUUCCCGUUAGACGCCCCUGCAGACUGUGCUGCACGCUGGAUGUGUCUGUCCUCACUCACCCUGAGGCCAGCAGCACGGUAUCUAACACUCAGUUGUUCCAUUUCACCCUUCUGGUUCAACCCGACAGCUCUACAAUAUGCUGCAAAAAUGCUGAUGGAAAAGAUGUAAAGACAAAAAAAAAAGACCUAUUUUUGCAACUUUUUGUCCAGUACUGGCAUCCUGCUUCUGUAUGAUACUGUGUAACUUAUCAAUUUAAGAGCCACCUUGAAAUGAAUAAUCUAUCUGUAUGACAUGUGGAGGAAUAAUUGUAGAUAAAUUAAAUUUUACUAAAUCAAUCGAGACGUUCCAGAAUGUUCCUUCUGUUCAGAUUAAAGAUGCUUUGUUUAAAUGUUCAUAUUUCCACUACAGUUCCCAUGAUGUGUCGCCUCAGUUCAGUCACCUCAAAUAA